CAAACGCCUCGCCAGAAGGAUGGGUAACGUAGAUAGUAUAGUUCCUAUAAGUCGAGAGGAGCUGGAGCGUGCUCGUCGUGUGUACCAGAAGCUUGAGGCCGUCCCACCGACCACUCUCUCCAAAGUGGAGCGGGCCGCGUACGGGCUACUUCUCAGGGACCAUCCGGUUCGUAGGAAAGAUGCGCGGGGAGAGAGGGGACACCGCAAUCGCGCCUCGUUCCUAUGACGCCUCACUGGUCGGUUCGUCUGUGUGUGCAGCAUCACAACAAGGCCCUCGAUCGGCUGAGUGGAAUAGAGUUCUUUGAUUACCUCACCCGACGAGUGCUUCGCCGGCAUGUCCAGUGCCCGGCGAUGGCUGACAGGCAUGUUCACGGUGAGGCAAGCGAGGGAAGAACCACCACAUGCACAACUGACGCCUGUCUGUGGGUGUUGAUUGCAGACAUCGGCUGCUGCUCGGGGUGAGGCUGGCACUUCUAGCACGUCAUCGUCACUCGAGUCGGCCGCUGCCAAUGGUAACCCAACAUGUUCGCUGCAGAAAGGCAGAAUGAUACACCUGUAGUUCUGUGUGUGUGUAAUGGUCACAGGUGGCGGUCAGAGAGAGGGCGUUUCGUUCGCUGCCCUCCCUGCUGAGGUGACGCCGGCCAUCGCUGAGUGCCUCAGCAGCUAUGCCGACCUGUGUGCCUUCCGCCGCAUCGACAAGAGCCGCCAUACCGCCCUCACCCCCACCGUCCUGCUGCCCAUUCUGCAGCGUCUGUUGGUCGUCCUGCCCUCCGCUGUCGGCCUCGGUGUGUUGGUGGAGGUGCCCAUCCCCCAGCUGCCGCUCCCUGCGGCACUCAGCCACGGCUGCUGCGUUACGGCACUCUUUGAACAGCUCAGCCGCCGGCUGUUCAUUCUCGAGAAGGGCGGCAAGUGGGCCAGAUGGAAACCUGUGCUGGAGAUGCUGUAUCUGCUGAGAGGCAAGAGGCCACUGGUGCUGGGGGAUGACAACUUCGGCGUCUUCGGCAGCCGGGCGGCCUUCAUGAGUGAGACGGAGGCGAUCCGCCAGUGGAAGAUGCUGAGCUGGGGGGUCACUGUCGAUCAUGGCGGCCGAGAGAUGAGGCUGAUGGUGCGCGAUAAGAUCCUCGAGCGCUCGUCUGCCUAUCAGCUCCCCACCCUCGUCACCUCUGCCAGCCCCCUCUUCCGUCAUGAUGCAUUCGAUGGCACCGACCCGCCCACACAGCUGAAUGGCUACCUGUACCCCACUUACACAUCGAUGAUGGCCUUCGAGCUGUUCCGCCGGCUGAUCAUGAGCGGCCCCAUCUAUAACAUCAGGCACUGGUCGUCUUACUGUCGUGAUACUGCUGCAUUCCGGCGUGUGGGCGAGCUGCUGGCGGCCCCUCCCAGCGACGCGGCACAGUGGGGGGCGGCCGUAUUCGACAAGAGGCCGGGAUGGCAUUAUAGGCUGGUGGUCUUCGGCAGUGAGGCGAUGGGCGAGGGGAAUCUGGCAGUCAUCGAGCUGGUGGGCUGGGAGAAUGGACGGUAUGUCAUCGUGUUCACGACCGAGUCGGCCCCCUUCGCCCAGACGCGCACUGUGGCGAUGAGAGUGCUGGGGAAUCAGCUGGAGGGCAAGGUGUGGCGAAGGGAGAACGAAUAGAGGUGGAUGGGUGACAGGAUGCGUAGUUAAGACUACGAUUGCUUGAGGGUGAGACAGACAGAUGAAUAGCCAAGCAACAAGUCUCCCUCUGUCUGUCUCUCCCUGCAUGCGAAGCGCAUGUCGUGUGUACUGUGUGGUGCGUUGCAUUGUGUUGACUCUCUCCCGUGAACGGUCUAUGGCAUGUGUGAGGCUAAUGUAUGGCGUGACUUCCCUUCUCAUCGCGUGUGCCUUUUCGUGUGUGCACUCAUUCAUGUGUGAGUGGACGCAUUGGGUUAAAAGCUGAUGUUUUUCCACCCUUAUGCGCCGAAGUGAUGUUCCGAUGGAUGAGCGUCAGGCUUGGCUUUGUGGCUGUGUGUUGUGAAUGAAUGAAUGGAGACCAAUUCAUACAGAUGUCUGAAUCCAGUGUCUGCA
Molecule: messenger RNA, 2044 nt
Organism: Vitrella brassicaformis
Lineage: Eukaryota; Vitrellaceae
Source: the annotation of a GenBank genome assembly